UCAUCCCUCCAUAUUCCUCCCUCCCACCAACUCAAUUGCGCCCACAAGCACCGCAACAAUGCUCUCCAUCACCUGCAGGGCGAUGCGCUCCGGCGCGUUGCGAACGAUCCCCCGAGCAGCCUCAAUCGCGCCCAGCCGAUGCCCGAAUCCCAGCUCGAGCCAGACUUCCUCCAGCCAAUUCCACAACCUCAACGCCCGAGGCUUCGCAACAACACAGAGCCGUGGCCAGAUCGCGACAACCAACCCGAAUCCCCCUCUCGGCAAGAAGAACUUCUCCAACGAUGUUCCCGCUCGCAUUGCCCUGAUCGGUGCUCGAGGAUAUACCGGCCAGGCUCUGAUCGAGCUCCUCGACAACCAUCCCUACAUGGAUCUUCGCCAUGUAUCCUCGCGAGAGCUUGCCGGACAAGAGCUCAAGGGAUAUACCAAGCGCAAUGUCAUUUACGAAAAUCUCAGCGCCGAGCAGUGUGCGGAGCUUGACGUUGAUGCGUAUGUCCUCGCAUUGCCUAACGGAGUCUGCAAGCCAUACGUCGAUGCCAUCGAUCAGGCAGAGAAGGGCAAAGACAAGAAGAGCGUCAUUGUUGAUCUCUCUGCCGACUACCGAUUCGACGACUCAUGGACGUACGGCCUUGUCGAGCUCACUAAGCGCUCCAAGAUUGCCCAGUCUACCCGCAUCUCCAACCCGGGCUGUUAUGCAACCGCGGCUCAACUUGCCAUUGCUCCCCUGGUACCUUUCAUUGCGUCUAGCCCCACAAUCAUGGGAAUCAGUGGCUAUUCAGGCGCCGGCACAAAGAAGAGCCUGAAGAACGAUGUCUCUUACUUGACUGGAGGCGUGCUCCCCUAUUCCCUCACGGAUCACGUCCACGAGCGUGAAAUCAGCCAUCACACUACAAACGUGGCGUUCAUUCCUCACGUUUCAAGCUGGUUCCGCGGAAUUCACCUUACCAUCAACAUUCCCCUUAAUAAGGAGAUGAACGCUCGAGAUAUCCGAAACAUCUACCAGGACAGAUACGCUGGCGAGAAGCUCGUUGAAGUCGUGGGAGAAACCCCCUAUGUGAAAACCAUUGCCGAUAAGCACAAUGUUGAAAUCGGUGGAUUUGCUGUUGAUAAGACCGGCAAGAGAGUCGUCGUUUGCGCUACGAUCGAUAAUCUCAACAAGGGAGCCAGUACUCAGUGCCUUCAAAACAUGAAUCUGGCGCUUGGGUUCGCAGAAUAUGAGGGCAUUCCCAUUACUAAAGGCUCUAGCUAGAUUAGACGAGUGUUUCAACCGGGAGUCAGCCAAGGUUUUCUUGAACACCUUCGAACUUAAAUAAACUAGGGAUCAAAGGUCUAUUAUGUCAAUAUAUAUUCGCGGCCCAUGGCAUGCCAACAUCUUUGCGUUAUCAUACUUGCCUCAGUUUCAUGCUUCUGCCGACACACCAACAUUAUGGAGAGGGAGAAGAUUAUAAGUCCUUAAACUAGGUGCGUGUCAUCCUAAGCAGAGGAGUAAAGAAGAGGGGGGGAACACAUAUAUCACACUCUCACCAUGAGUCUGCCUGGCCUAACAGUUGGCCGUAUCUAUUACCUCCAAUGGCAGAAUCUCCUAUCAAAAUAAAUAACUGGUUUGUGCAU
Molecule: messenger RNA, 1608 nt
Organism: Trichoderma virens Gv29-8
Lineage: Eukaryota; Fungi; Ascomycota; Sordariomycetes; Hypocreales; Hypocreaceae
Exons: 6
Coding region: 59-1246 (395 amino acids)
Biological process (GO): L-arginine biosynthetic process
Molecular function (GO): NADP+ binding; N-acetyl-gamma-glutamyl-phosphate reductase (NADP+) activity; NAD binding
Source: RefSeq, a predicted model, not a curated record